Fusarium keratoplasticum is the source of this 1050-nucleotide messenger RNA. RefSeq lists its product as uncharacterized. The coding region runs from base 1 to 1050 and encodes 349 amino acids. Gene Ontology annotation, biological process: sphingolipid biosynthetic process. The record is from RefSeq and is a predicted model, not a curated record. The transcript is spliced from 3 exons. Lineage: Eukaryota; Fungi; Ascomycota; Sordariomycetes; Hypocreales; Nectriaceae. Gene Ontology annotation, molecular function: 3-dehydrosphinganine reductase activity. Gene Ontology annotation, cellular component: endoplasmic reticulum membrane.
AUGGACUUUUCCUCGACGACAAUCCUCUCCGUCCUUGGUGCUUCUGUCGCGACUAUCCUCUUUGGUACCUUCAUCAUGGGUCUUUUUGGCGGAAACAAGAUGCCCGUUGAGGGCAAGACGGUCCUUCUCACCGGCGCAUCCGAGGGAAUGGGUCUCAGCGUGGCCAAGAAGCUGUCUGCCAAGGGCGCAAACAUCAUCCUUGUCGCCCGAAGUGUCGGCAAGCUCGAAGCUGCCCUCGCAAUUGUCAAGGCCGCGGCAAAGAACCCUGAAACCCAACGCUUCCAUUAUGUCUCGGCCGACGUCUCCGUCCCUUCAUACGCCGGCCCUCUCCUCGCGGAGGCCAUCAGCUGGAACAAUGGCAAGAGCCCCGACAUCGUCUGGACCCUUGCCGGCAUGGCCUACCCCGAGCUGUACAUCGACAUGGAGAUGGAGUCGCUGCGACGGCACAUGGACGUCAACUUCUACGGCACCGCCGAAAUGUCCCACGCCAUCCUCCGCGAGUGGCUCGCCCCUAACGCCCCCGUCGAGAAGGAGCCCAAGCACCUCAUCAUGACCUCGAGCGUCGUCGCCUUCUACUCGCCCCCCGGAUACGGCCCGUACACACCCGCCAAGUAUGCUCUGCGAGGUCUAGCCGAGACCAUCUCCCAGGAGGUCAAGAUGUACCCCCAGAACGUCGAGGUCCACGUCGUUUACCCUGGCACAAUCCUCACCGAGGCCAACAAGCGCGAGAACGAGGUCAAGCCCGAGAUUACAAAGAUCAUUGAGAAGGACGACCCCCAACAGACACCAGACGAGGUUGCCGAGAAGGCUAUCCAAGGACUCGAGAACGGAGAGUACUUUAUCACUGUGGCUUUCCUGGGCACCCUCAUGAAAUGGGGUGCUUUUGGUGGCGCAUCCAAGAACAACGCCAUCGUUGAUUUCUUUGGCUCUCUGCUGGCACUGUUUGUCUGGAUAUUUGCCCGGAUUGACAUUGAUAGCAAGAUUCGAAAGUACGGCAAGGUUCAUGGUCAUCCUAGCACGUACAAGAGGAAGAGACCCCAAGAUUUGUGA